Mesocestoides corti is the source of this 1428-nucleotide messenger RNA. The record is from the annotation of a GenBank genome assembly. NCBI's taxonomy places the organism in Eukaryota, Metazoa, Platyhelminthes, Cestoda, Cyclophyllidea, Mesocestoididae.
AUGACGAUGUUUCAGGCUUUCAACUUCCUGCUGCUCAUUUUGACUCAGUCGAUUCCAUCGGGCGCCAGCUCCUUCCCGCUUAUAGUGCGCGCAGACUCGCUCAAACCCUUUUCCUCUUUAGGUACCUAUUACUGUAUCAACAUGUUUUUGGUGACGCUGUCGACUUUCCUCUGCCUAAUUGUUGUGAACUGUCAUUUCCGUGGUGACAGCCAAUCUGAAGUGCCACGAUGGGCCAAAAAGGUUUUCAUCCAAUACGGUGCUCGCCUCUUUUUCAUUAACUCCCCAUCGACGCAGGCCGCUUCAUCGAAUUCGACGUCCUCGAAGGCGAAGAACAGCGGAGGAGUUGGCAGUGGGGGAAGCAGUAGGUCACGGCGCGUUGCUGACGCGGCGUUAGCCGAGGCGGCACACGCCGACAAAAUGAUGCGCUCAGCCGCCAUUGCCUAUCGAUCAGCCUGCCAGACGCCUCCGUCUCAGACAGGGCGCAUUCACAUGCGAGACACCUUCAGAGACGAACUCUUCACUGUUUUAGGAGGGUGCAGUUGUGAGGUCGUGGGACGUACUGGUGGCGGGUGUUGUUCGGCGGCCCGCGAGAACUCGUUUUGCCCACCCGUCCCCCCCCUUUGCCCUGAGUGCCAACAGCAGUCGGUGACUGACACCUACUGUCAGCAGUGGCCACCUCACCACAGUCAUCAUUGUCAGACAUCACACGUGGCAAAUCACACCCGCAUCGACUGUUCGUGUGACGAGUGCAACACCUCCUACCGAGAACGGGAACCACCCAGCCGCCUGCCGCCACCAUCCUUCCAACGAACUGCUCAACCCAAAUCCCCAUUUGCUGAGGAUGAGGCGGCCAAUAGCCAGAACUGUCCGGCGUGCGCUGGUCUCGCUGCGGCAUCACAAGACGGCGGACUGACCGACUCGAGCUAUAACGAGCCUCAAUAUUCGUCUAAGGACCCCGAUGCAGCUCUGGCCGAUGUUUGGGCUUCAGCCGCACACCACAGAAGUGGACGGUACACGUGCACAAUUCCUCCCCCUAUCUCCUCCCGUCCGAAUUACUACAAUGCAGAAAACCUGCUGGUUGAGUGCAUUAGUGGGGAAGACACGUGCGGUGGUAGCCCAUUCCUCUACGCUCCCGAGUGCGCCCAGUGUCGGCAGUGCGAUGCGGAGCGUUAUGCCGCGGGUGCCGGGUGCAAGCCGGAUGCUAGGGUGUUGAGAAGGGUAGCGACUGUGACACGCGAUAUUGCGGAGAUUGUUAGAGGCAUCAGGUACUUUCAACGCAAAAAUGAAGAAAAGGAGCGUGUUCAGAAGAUAGUAAAUGAAUGGCGAACGGUUGGCGGAGUGCUUGACCGUCUCUUUUUCAUAUGCUACGUGUUCGCAAUAAGCAUUUCGAUCAUCCUCUACUUCCCAAGACCUGCGGGCAGUGGAUAG